Daucus carota subsp. sativus is the source of this 2050-nucleotide messenger RNA. RefSeq lists its product as uncharacterized. The transcript is spliced from 4 exons. NCBI's taxonomy places the organism in Eukaryota, Viridiplantae, Streptophyta, Magnoliopsida, Apiales, Apiaceae. The record is from RefSeq and is a predicted model, not a curated record. The coding region runs from base 205 to 1629 and encodes 474 amino acids.
GUUCUGUUCUCACAUUCUUGGUGCUACUCCAACUUAACUAGAAGCGGAAGCUGUAGACACACACACAUACAAUCAUACAUACGAUGAUUUUCCAAGUUGUUUUGAUUCGGUCAGAAAUGGUUGUGUAGUAACCUCGUCUCUUGUAUACUGUUACUUAUACAUGCUGCUGAUUUCUCCUGUAGACCUGCAAUUUGGGAAAGAAUCAUGGAUAGCAAUGGAUUGCCAACCUUAGCUCGGGUGAAACUCACUGAUCUUAUAGCUACCGAAGGUCUUCCAUCUGAUGCAUACAGACUAUCUAUUGCAACUUUGUCACAGUCACUGGCUCAUUAUUCUGCUGCAAUCAUUCAACUUCCAGGAGGUGAUGGGGCUCUUUUAAACUCUUGUUUAGAAUCUGCUCGGCUAUACUUUCAUCAUAAACCAUCAUAUCCAUCUGCGGAUAUAAGUCAUAUUAAUGAUUCCCGUGAGUGGUGCAAGACCUCUGGUUACUAUGCUGAUACACGUUUGUGGCUAGAAACUUAUGACUAUAGACCAGGCCUUACUCCAACAGGGCCUGACAGUGAGUUUGAGUUCCCUCCUGCAGGUUUAUCAGACAUAUUUGUGCUACUUGGAAAAGCAGCUAGAGAUAUAUUAGAUGCAAUAAGCUAUUAUCUAAAUCUAAGAAGCUCUGCCUUUACUGAAAUACUUGAUAAUGUUCCCUUGAGAAACAGUGAUAUAUCAUCAUCAGUGCUGUCCGUUUCUUGUCAUGGGAGGCCAUCAUUUCAGGGAGAACAACACCAUAGUUUGACAACCCAAGAGGAUGACCAUUUGGUUAUGUUUUCUGAUCCUGAGCAUCAGGUGGACAAGAGCCUAUUAUCUCUUAUCAAGUCGGACAAGGCAGGUUUACAUGUGAGAGAUUAUAAUGGUCGCUGGGUUCUUGUGGACGGCGACCUUGGUCCUGAAGAAGCAAUUAUAUAUCCUGGACUUGCUUUGUACCAGGCUACUGCUGGCUAUGUUAGUCCUGCACUGUACCGCACGGAUAUCGGAAAUCAUCAGGGUACCAUGUGUGGGAGAUGUUCAGUCUCUUUCAAACUAAUGCCUAAAUCCUUGGCCAGUCUCAAUUGUUCAGAAAUGAGGGCAGCGGGCCAUGGAGUUGAAUCUCAGUUCCAGAUUCCAGUACCAGUUGAUGACUUCAUGCAGAAAUCUCACUCAACAGAUCAGCUUUUCAACAGGCAGAAUUUCCCUAGUUUUAGUUUUGAUCCAGCCCAAGAUGGAUCUAUAAAGCCACCGAUGAGGAAGAAGAAGAACAAUUCCAGAUGUAAGCCAUUGCCACCUUCUAAAAGGUUGCGGCUUGAAGCACAGAGAGUUCUCAAGGAAAGGGUUCAGGAUAUUGCUGAUCAGAAGAGUAUCAAGUUGAGAUUCUGCAGCUUAAAGGAAUGCGAGAACCAUAUUCACAAUGUUGAUAGCCCAUGUGCUCAUACAAGAAUGGAGAUCGGAUGGCCUCCAGGAGUACCAUUUGUUCAUCCCCAUGAUCUACCUAACAAAGCAAAGAUUGGAUUUCUUGAAACAUAUGAACCUGGUUGGACAGCGGCUCAUGACAUGGAGUUGAGUUUUAUUGAACCUGGGCAGUCAAGUCAACACACAGCUAACUAGAUCCUAGUCAACUGUUCGAGGGCUGCUCUUAAGUGCUGAUAACAAAGAAACACUGUGUUGUGGUACUUUGGUGUAUAUAUGUGAUAAAGGAUCGGAAGAAUAUGGAGCAACAUUAUAUGGUCCAAUUUCUGUGGCAUUUGGGUAAUACACAGAGGAGGGUGUUAUACAUGAUCUUUCAUGGGAGCUAGAUGUAAGCAUUUUAGAUUGCACAUCAAUUAGCGCACAUCCAUAGCAGAACACCAUGUCGGUUGCUUGAUCUUAGUUGGAUAUGUGAUUGACAUCAACUCCAUAUUUAGUAGAGACUGUGUUCUUCUCUAUAUAUUUUGAAUGAAUUACCAGAUUUUUUAUUUGUUAAACAUAGCUUUCUUCUAUGUACCAAUUUUUGACAUAACGUAAAAAUGCUCAGCGAACAUUCUUUGAA